Molecule: messenger RNA, 5314 nt
Organism: Drosophila hydei
Lineage: Eukaryota; Metazoa; Arthropoda; Insecta; Diptera; Drosophilidae
Gene: Ca-Ma2d
Product: voltage-dependent calcium channel subunit alpha-2/delta-3
Exons: 11
Coding region: 1023-4685 (1220 amino acids)
Cellular component (GO): voltage-gated calcium channel complex
Molecular function (GO): voltage-gated calcium channel activity
Source: RefSeq, a predicted model, not a curated record
AUAGAAUAUCUUUUAAAUUUCUAUGAAAAAAGACCAAAGAAAAAUAAUAAAACUAAUAUUUAUAGCAAUUCGUGCUCUUUCUUUAUAACGCGCAAGAGAGUCGCUACGCUGGGAAUAGCAUAUGCGCUCUGUUAUGAAUAUGCGGCACAAAGCAUAGCAGGCAAUAAGUAGAAGAAGCAGCAGCAGGCAACGGAAUGCCUUUGUGUGUGGAGCUGUGGAAUCCCUCAUGACAAAAUCAAUAUAGGAUAGCAAAAACAGCUGAGCCGCCUGGCCAGUGUAAACAGACGAAAGAGAGAGAGAGUGACUGAAUGUGUGCGUGUAAGAGAGCGUAACUAUAAAUAGGGCAAGAGUCGCAUGCUCUCUCCCUGGGAGCAUUUAGAAUAAUUUUUGUGUUUUUCCACUUUAGUCAAUCGCAGCUCUUCAACGUUGGCGGUAGCCGAAAAUCAAGCGGAUCAACUCGACACACCACAACACACAUACACCAACACACACACACACAAAUAUAUAUAUAAAUACACAUACUUAUACACACACAUUAACAUACACAUACAAACGCGCGCGACAGUGUGCCAUAUGUGUAAUCAAAACGUAGCCCCGCCGCACUAAGAGCAAAAGUUUAUAUAUAGAAAAUUUCAACGCACAGCUGAGGGAAAACUAAAUUCGUUGUUCAGCUGAAAAUAAAUUUAACCGAAAAACAACAAAACAAUUCAAUAUAAAUGAGAAUUUUUCGUAACUAGAUUUCAAUUUAACGCCAUUCUUGUAUGCAAUACUUCACAAACAUUACGCAUUCGCCGCAUGUGAUGGAAAAAAUAUAACUGAAGUAGAAAAAAAAGCAACGAAAUCGUGUGGCGCCAGCGUUGGCGUCGCUGCUGACGUCGCGACUCCACCCAAAAUUGUAUACCAAAUUUGGUAGCAAAUGCACUGAGUUAGUAACUGAGUGUGAGAGUGUGUGUGUCUGUGUGUAAUUCGGUUGUGCACAACCAGCAAAGAACAACAAAAAAAGUUUGAAAAAUGCUAGCAAAAUGUUUGGUACAUGCGAAAAGUUGAUGACACAUUUUGCUGUCAUUUUGACCGCAUUUCUUGCCGCUCAGCCUCUGUUAUUGCUGCUCAUUUGCGGUCCCCCAGCAACGCGGCAUGCCGGCCCCGCCUCUUCCACGUUUAUGGUGCACGCCUCCGCCGCGGACGAAGCCGUCGGCAAAUGGGCAACCCAGUUCGGAGACGAGCUAUUCCUGCUGGCCCAGAAGAUAACCAAAUCGCAGCAGAUCAAAGAGAAAUACAAGGAAUACAAUGCUCGGGUUGAGCUCAAGAAUGGCACCGAACUGAUCAAAUCGAUAACUGCGAACGUGGGUAAAAUGCUGGCGCGUAAAAUGGACGCUGUGCGCUGCAUACAGGAGAAGGCUGAGAGCGUCAAUGAGAAUUUCGACUUCAAUCUGACCUAUGCGGAGGCCAACUUCACCUACUACUCGAGCAAGUACUCGCCGUUCAAUGGCAACAGCUCGGAGGAGCUGGAGGCCAAUGUGCAGAAGUAUGCCUUUAUGUAUCGCGAAAUGAUGUUGAAUCCGGAUACACAUUUCUACAAUAUUUCGGUGGACACGGAGCACAGCUCGGUGCACGUGCCCUCCAAUGUCUGGGACCGUGCGCCGCAUGUGCUGAAGACUAUACAAUGGUCGGAGUAUCUAGAUGAGGUGUUCCGCCAGAAUUACCAGUCCGAUCCUGCCCUGUCUUGGCAAUAUUUCGGCUCGGAUACGGGCAUAUUGCGUCACUAUCCCGCCGCCCAGUGGUACGACUCGCGGGUCAAUAAACUGGAUGCAGAUACGUACGACUGUCGCAAGCGCUCGUGGUAUAUAGAGACGGCCACAUGCUCCAAGGAUAUUGUCAUACUGCUGGAUCACUCGGGCUCAAUGACUGGCCAUCGCCAUCAUGUGGCCAAGUUCACCAUUCGCAGCAUAUUGGACACAUUCUCCAACAACGAUUUCUUCACCAUUUUUCGGUACUCGAACGAGGUGCAGGGCAUCAUACCCUGCUUCAAGGACGCUUUGGUGCAGGCCACACCAGAGAAUAUCGAUGUCUUCAAUUCGGCCAUAGCCGAACUGGACGAUCCCGAGGGGUAUGCGAACCUGACGCUCGCCUACGAACAGGCCUUCCAAAUACUACGCAACUACUACGUGAAGCGAAGAUGCAACGAGACCUCCACGUGCAACCAGGCCAUAAUGCUGGUCACCGAUGGCGUGGCGGGCAAUACUACGGACGUCUUCGAGAAGUACAACUGGGGCAAUGGAGAGAACGGCACUUCACGCAUGAAUGUGCGCCUCUUUACUUAUCUGCUGGGCAAGGAGGUGACCAAGGUGCGGGAGAUUCAGUGGAUGGCUUGCUUGAAUCGUGGCUACUACUCGCAUGUUCAAACCCUGGAUGAGGUACACGAGGAGGUGCUCAAGUAUGUCGAUGUCAUAGCCACGCCUCUGGUGCUGCAAAAUGAACAGCAUCCGCCCACCUGGACGCAUGCGUUUACAGAUAAAACGUACGAUCCUUUGAACUCAAAUGAACGACGACCGCGUCUUAUGAUAGCCGUCGGUGUGCCCGCCUUUGAUCGCUCCUAUCGGCACGAAAACAGCACUAGAAGGCGCGCACGUCUCCUGGGCGUUGCUGGCACGGAUGUGCCCGUCGAGGAUAUAGACAAAUUGACGUUACCCUAUAAGCUGGGUGUCAAUGGCUACUCAUUUGUGGUGUCCAACAAUGGCUAUGUGCUGCUGCAUCCGGACUUACGGCCCCUUGGUUCCAACAACAAAAUGAAUCCCAACUAUAAUAGCAUUGAUUUUACCGAAGUGGAGCAUUUGUUUGAGGAUCAGAAUCCCCGCGAACCGGGUGAAUCCAUUCUGAACAUACGCAGCUCCAUGGUCCACAAUGAGGCCAAGGAAUUUCGAGACAUUACGGUUAAGUUCCAUUAUGAUAAGAUGCGGCGCGUGUCGGAGGAGAAACAGGAUUAUUUCUUUGCUCCCUUGCCCAAUACACCUUUUACUCUGGGCAUCGUUAUGCCCAGUGAGUAUGGCAAGACUUGGAUCAAGGUGGGCGAUGAGGUGGACAAGAAUAAACACAUGAAGGUCAACAUAUCGGAAUUCUUCAUUGGCGAGAACUGGAAAGUGCAUCCUGAUUGGGUCUAUUGCAAGUAUCACUACCUGGAGGGACACGAAUUCAAGACGCCUGAAGCGGAGCUGCGCGAGUUCUUGGAGAAGAUGAUGAAACCCGACUGGAAAUGGCCAGAGCAGUAUGCCGAAGAUGAAUCCGAUUGGGAUGACAAGGAUGACUUGAACUGUGGUCGCAAGACGCUCGGCGAUGACGCCUACUACUGCAACAAGGAGCUGGUCCAUCUGCUAAUCUUCGAUGCCAAGGUGACGAACUUUAGCUACGGCGAGUGGAAGUUUGAGAACGAGCAGGAGCGACAGCUAAUUGAACGCUUUGGCGCCACACUGAGGUUUGUGGCCACCAUGAGCGGCUUGACACGCUGGCAGUUCAUCUUUGGCGAGGUGGAGGUGGAUACGGAUCAGGAAUUCGGCGAUUACCAUACGACAGCCAUUGAUGAGACCUGGUACAAGAGCGCUAUACUGCAGCAUCAUCAGGAGAAUACCGAAAGCUUUGUCUACUCGGUCAAGCACUACAACGAUCCGCUCGAAGACAGCGAUCUUAAGGUGACCGCCUCGCACGCCAUCUUUCCGCGAGAUGGCGGCAAAGAGGCGCCCGCCUGCGUAGUCGGUUUCCAGUUCUCACAUGCGCGCAUGUGGGAACGCUUCUUCAACAUAACAGCCGUGGAUAAUUGCGACAAAUGCCUGCCCAUCUGCACGGAUGACGGCAUCGAUUGUGCUGUAAUCGAUAAUAAUGCGUACAUUGUCGUGGGCCAAAACAUAAAUACGACGGGCAAAUUCUUUGGCGAAUUCCAUGGCGAUGUCAUGGCCGCCAUGGUUCAGAAGGGCAUCUUCAAAAGCAUCGAGGUCUAUGACUACCAGGAACUAUGUAAAGUGGAGCCAACAACCCUCAGCGAAGGACACAGUUUACUGCAUCCGCUGCAAGUGCUGGGUCUACUUUGGAAGUGGCUUAUAGCGCAGGUAUUCUGGCACUACCAAAGAGUUAAAUGGUGGGUGGAUGGAGCGCCCUUUCUGGAGUACUUGGACAAUAUUGAGGAUGAGUAUGUUGCCGUGGACAAUAUUAAUUCACCAUCGGCGGUAAAGCCCAAGGAUGAUGGCGACGAUGGAGAGGCGAUAUUCCAUGAGCCCGAGCCGGAACCGAUUUACAAGCCGUGCGACAUGCGCUCCACACUAUACGCGCUGCAACCCUCCGCCUUGGUGGGCAUCAAUGACAUCAUAGAUGUGCCAUCGACGCGUCCGUUUCUGGUUAAGAAAAUCCCCAACUCGAAUCUGGUAAUGGUGGUGGUCAAGGUGCUGAUGCCAUCUCGCAGUGUACGCCUAACCACCGAACCACAGCGCAUAACCGACUACGAGGAGGAAUUUCCCUGCUACAAACUAAAUAUGAGUUUCUACGAUAGACGACGCAUCGAGGAGUGUUUCACGGAGCACGAGGAUGAGGAACUUUUCACCUAUUGCGGCAACGCCUCGCGGCUGGGUCUGACGCUUCAGCUGCUGCCGCUGACCAUAAUUUUGAUGUUUUACUUGACGCGCUGCUUUAUGCGCGUCUAGUUUAUACAAUCUAUACAUAUAUAUACAUAUAUAUAGUAUAUAUACUAAUGCGAUCUGUUUGUUUUUAGAUUGUAAACUAUUGUGUAGUACAAUUCUAGUCAAAUGUUUAACAACAACAAAAAACCAAAACAAAGCACAAUCUUAAGCAAGUUUAGCAACAACAAAAAGAAAAUCCAAAAACAAAUUUCAACUUUUAGACUUAUAAAAUACGCCAAAUGUUAAGGAGGAGGUAAAUGCGAAAAGGGAGAGGAAUAUGUUACAAGCAGCUCCUAAAUUCUAUUUCCUAAUUUAUAUAAUUUCAAACCGAAUUCUUUAGCUCUUAUGAAAAACUUUGGAAUGAAAUUUAAGUUUUAUACUAGCUAAAACGCCCACGUUUCAUUAACUAUUUUGGAUAGUUUAAACAACGGUAAAUACCAAUGCCAAAUAUUAACUAAAACUAUGAAAACAAAACAAAGUGUAAACAAAAAUAAUUCAAAUAACAAUUAUUUUUGUAAUUUUAUAAAAUUAGUUGAUUUUUUACAAACGCGAUGGAAUGUAAACUUAGAUGAGAUACACACACACACACAGAGAGACACUAAAUACACAAUUUCGUCCCUUUGGCCCAACCGAUAAAUAUAUAUAUAUAAUGU